This is a messenger RNA of Oikopleura dioica, 777 nucleotides long. The record is from the annotation of a GenBank genome assembly. NCBI's taxonomy places the organism in Eukaryota, Metazoa, Chordata, Appendicularia, Copelata, Oikopleuridae.
AUGCUGCCCUUUUGGGCCCUGUUACUUGGCACGGCCGCUGCUGCUGUGCCCAACCGUGAAGAAAUCAACGAAUCUUGCAAUGUUCAAAAUGCGCUUGGUUCUGUCGUGAGGACGGCUUACGCCCGUUUGUUGGCCGUUCACUGCGCUACUGGAGUGAACGAGCAAAAAACCAGUCAUCUUUACGAUUUAUUCGAACCUUUGGACGCCAUCAGCUCAUUCUGCUCCGAUGCUGUCGACGGAUCAUCCGCACAUUCAGCCCUUUACGACAUCCAAAAAGGUCUUCAUCGUCCAAGUCAUUCUUCUUCGGAUCUUUCCCUCUUCGACGGAUCAGAUGAAAUCAAACGCGAACGAUUCCAAAUCGGCCGCAAAAUUCUCGACUCUUUCGAAAACAUCGUUUGCGAAGACAGCGACAAGGUGCAAAACGCGGUCGAACGAAUCUUCACCAGAGCACGUGAUGGAAGCGAAGAUGCCCAGCGACUGUUCGGCUUUGCCAAGACUGAAAGCCUUGAAGAUCAUUGCGACAAUGUCGAAAAAAUGAUGAUGCCCAACUCCGUCAUUUUUACGAGAAAGAAUGAGAAUCAACCGGAAUCGGCGAAAUUGCCCGACUUGGAUAUGGACAACCUACUGGAAAUAAUCGCUGAUGCACGAGAAAAGAGCGAGAUUUUCAUCUUUAUCGACUCUCCAGUGCUGAAAGACAAAUCAACCGCCGUCGGGGUCGCUUCACUAGCGCAAACAAAGGUACAACAGAUCAACUUUUUCAAGGAAAACAAAAAAUAA